AGCAAGCGGUCAGCUGACUGCUCUGGCAGACACGUGAUCGCCUCCGUGGGCGCCGGGGUCCAGCAAGCCGUGAGGCCUGUUCCCUGGCCGGGAGUGAUGGAGCGCUGAGCAGUUAACAUCUGUCAGCCCGUCUGUGUACCUUGUCUGGCGCCUGCUGGGGCCUCGUUCCUCUUCCUUAUUACUUCUGCUGUUCCCACUUCAGAGAGUCCAAGCGACCGGCUUUUGGAUUGUUCUACCUCAGUGCCACCUGGGUUUGCCUUUGCCCCCGUCCUGAGCUCUGACGCAGCAGCACUCGGUGAUGAGCAUGACUGAGUUCUGGCUCAUCUCGGCUCCUGGGGAGAAGACCUGUCAGCAGACAUGGGAGAAGCUGCACGCGGCCACCACCAAGAGCAACAACCUUGCUGCCACGUCCAAGUUCAGCAUCCCUGACUUGAAGGUGGGCACACUGGAUGUCUUGGUCGGCUUGUCGGAUGAGCUGGCGAAGUUGGACGCGUUCGUGGAAGGCGUGGUGAAGAAGGUGGCCCAGUACAUGGCUGACGUCUUGGAGGACAGUAGAGAUAAAGUGCAGGAGAACCUGCUGGCCAAUGGAGUGGAUCUGGUCACUUACAUAACGAGGUUCCAGUGGGACAUGGCCAAGUACCCCAUCAAGCAGUCUCUGAAGAACAUUUCCGAGAUAAUUGCCAAGGGAGUUACACAGAUCGAUAAUGACCUGAAAUCCCGUGCAUCCGCAUACAACAACCUGAAGGGGAAUCUGCAGAACCUGGAGCGAAAGAACGCGGGAAGUUUGCUGACUCGAAGCCUGGCGGAAAUCGUGAAGAAGGAUGACUUUGUUCUUGACUCGGAGUAUCUCAUCACCCUACUGGUGGUCGUCCCCAAGAUGAACCACAAUGACUGGAUCAAGCAGUAUGAGACGCUGGCCGAGAUGGUGGUGCCCCGGUCGAGCAACGUUCUCUCGGAGGACCAAGACAGCUACCUCUGCAAUGUCACCCUGUUCAGGAAGGCUGUCGACGACUUCCGACACAAAGCCAGGGAGAACAAAUUCAUUGUUCGAGACUUCCAGUAUAACGAGGAGGAGAUGAAGGCGGACAAGGAGGAAAUGAACCGGCUCUCUACUGACAAGAAGAAGCAGUUCGGACCACUUGUGCGGUGGCUGAAAGUGAAUUUCAGUGAAGCAUUUAUUGCGUGGAUUCACGUGAAAGCGUUAAGAGUUUUUGUGGAGUCUGUUCUAAGGUAUGGCCUGCCCGUGAACUUCCAGGCGAUGCUGCUGCAGCCCAACAAGAAAACCAUGAAGAAGCUGCGGGAGGUGCUGCACGAGCUGUACAAGCACCUGGACAGCAGCGCGGCCGCCAUCAUCGAUGCGCCGGUGGACAUUCCCGGCCUCAACCUGAGCCAGCAGGAGUACUACCCCUAUGUGUACUACAAGAUCGAUUGCAACCUGCUGGAAUUCAAGUAGAGCACGCUGCUCCCGGACAGCCUGUCGCGUGUCGGUGUGUGCUAGGCUGCAUACGGGGUACUUUAAUUCUCUCUCCUUUGCCUGCUCCUCCCCUGCCCUGGUGAGUUCUUUCAUAGUGCUCUGUGUCUCCACAUUUUCUUUUUUAAGGGAAAAUAUAUAUAUAUAUAUUGUUUCUUUUUAUUGAUCAGGUCUGUAAAUGUGAACUAAAAAAAUCAGAGUUUAUUUAUGAACAGAGUAGUUUAUUUGCAGAGCAGCCUUGUCCCUUGGUCCUGUGGUCUGCACUCGCUGCACCGCUGCUGUGGUGCCCAGCCCUGCAGACCGACGCGGGGGCCCUUCACCAUCCGCUCUGCACGCGUAGCCGUAGCCUCCGUAGUUCCUGCACUGUGAUGUAGCUGUGCUGCUCUUCAGGCCUGUGCUUCCGAAUGCUCCUCCGUGCGACCUGAGCACUGUCCGCACCCGCAGGAGGGAAUAAACUGCCCGUGUAAAGCUGUGUUCUGUGUGUGACUCGGCAGCGGAGGACCGCGCUCGGCUGGCGCGCCAUGCCCUUCUGGAUCCCGUCACCCCACCGGGCUGUCCGCGUCUUGACUCGCGCGUGAUGUAAUUGUGCCAAAUUCGGGUCGGAGCAGAGUGGAAGAUUACUUUUCAGUACUGAACGGUGUUCCCAGUUGGACGCCAGGCGCUCUCUCCCCGGGGAUGAGGCCUGAGGGCCCACUUGGAAUAAAGUACAGCAAAACCAUG
This is a messenger RNA of Fukomys damarensis (Damara mole-rat), 2191 nucleotides long. It is a transcript of the gene Atp6v1c1, whose product is annotated as ATPase H+ transporting V1 subunit C1. Gene Ontology annotation, biological process: proton transmembrane transport. Gene Ontology annotation, cellular component: lysosomal membrane; vacuolar proton-transporting V-type ATPase, V1 domain. NCBI's taxonomy places the organism in Eukaryota, Metazoa, Chordata, Mammalia, Rodentia, Bathyergidae. The record is from RefSeq and is a predicted model, not a curated record. Bases 299 to 1453 code for a protein of 384 amino acids. The transcript has 14 exons. Gene Ontology annotation, molecular function: proton-transporting ATPase activity, rotational mechanism.